Messenger RNA from Neopsephotus bourkii (Bourke's parrot), 3957 nucleotides. RefSeq names its product protein kinase AMP-activated catalytic subunit alpha 2 (gene PRKAA2). The coding region runs from base 1337 to 3007 and encodes 556 amino acids. Gene Ontology annotation, molecular function: AMP-activated protein kinase activity; ATP binding. The record is from RefSeq and is a predicted model, not a curated record. Lineage: Eukaryota; Metazoa; Chordata; Aves; Psittaciformes; Psittacidae. Gene Ontology annotation, cellular component: cytoplasm. Gene Ontology annotation, biological process: intracellular signal transduction; protein phosphorylation. The transcript has 10 exons.
ACACAACAGAAAAAGCCCCAUUGGGAUGUUUGUUCUGGGACAUCAGUGAACGGAUCCUCCCAAAAAGUAGCUAAAUGAUGACAGAAACUCCUCGUUUUAAGCCCAUUUAGUUCCUUGAUCUCAUUUACAGGAAGACUACACAAGGCUUUCUUCAGAGGGGGGCAAAAAGGCUGGUAGAUGAGAGCAGGAUUUUGGUGCUAAUAGUGAAAUUACAGCUGGAGUUGGUGACGGAAAUGCAGCAUCUGUUAGAAAAGAGGAAGGUGGCAGGAGUAACCAUGGUGGAUGUGAAUGUGGUGGAUGGGUAGGAGGUCUCAUGCCAAGGGUCAGCUUUACUGCACAGGAUUUUGCCAAAUACCAGGAGAGCUGGAGGUAGUUAUUUCCCUGUCCUGCAGGCCAAAGAUAAGGUUAAUUUGCAGAAAACAGAACUGUGGUAACGAUCUUGGAUUAUGACUUUAGUGAAGGAGGUGGCAUCUCCUCCACUGGUGGUUGGUAAGAAUGGAUUAGAAGAACUGCUGCUGUGUUUGUCAUGGGCACAUCCCACCCUGCAGGUCCCUGAAGACCUCUCCCACAGCCACAGCCCUUGCACAACGAGGUUCACGGUGGUUGCAGCUUGGGGACCAUCGGUCAAAAUCCAGCAACGCAGAUAUUUUUCCAUGCAUGACAUUCCAAUGGCCACUUGGUGUUUUCUUACCCACACUUGUUGGCCACCAAGGUGAUCGGUUUGUGGUCCCUCAAGGACCGGCAGUGCUUGGGUGAUGUUUUUGUUGGUUAUGCUGAAAACUCAUAACACUAUGAAUCAGGGUCAAAUCCUGUUUUCUCAUGCACUGUGCCGUUGCUGCUGAAGAGCAAACCUUGCGUUGGAGGGAAGAGAAACUAAUGGAGACUGAACAGAUGAAGGAAAGGGAAAGGAAGGAUGAUAUAACAUACAAGCAAGUGGCACUGGGGUAGAAUUAAUAGCAGUGUUGCUAAAUAUAUGCUUUGGAUGGAUUUCAUUUUUAACUUUGGGCUAAGAUAAAGGCUGGCACAGCUGGUAGGAAAGGAGUUUUCUCACCCCUCUGUAAACUUCUACAUUCCACUGAAGCAUUUGCAAAACUUAACUCUUUGUGCUUAACUGAGCUGCAUCAAACACGCACCCAGAGGUAGGCUUCCUUGGUACCUGCUGUAAAAAAAGCUAUGCUGUCAAGGAGUUUUAAUGAUUAUCUCGGCUUAUGGUGUUAUAAACACUAUUCCUCCUCAUUUUUUUCCUUAUAAAAAUAACUAAAUUAGAAGGGACUUAUUUCAGAAACUAAUUCUAUAUAUCCCUUCCCUUCUUUCCUUAGCAGCAUCUGAUGCUGAAAUGUACUUGUGCUCAGGCAGUCAUAUGUGCAUGUGGAGGAGGGAGCAGCUAAGGACACUCACACUUGUUUGUCAUGGAUGGAAGGGAGAUGAACUCUUCAGCAAUGUUGGCGAACACCAGCUGACAGGGCACAAAGUAGCAGUAAAGAUACUCAACAGGCAGAAAAUCCGCAGCCUGGAUGUGGUUGGGAAGAUCAAACGGGAAAUUCAAAACCUUAAACUCUUUCGGCACCCUCAUAUUAUCAAACUGUACCAGGUCAUCAGCACGCCAACAGACUUCUUCAUGGUCAUGGAAUACGUAUCCGGCGGUGAACUAUUUGAUUACAUCUGUAAGCAUGGACGUGUUGAAGAGGCAGAAGCUCGACGCCUUUUCCAGCAGAUUCUCUCUGCAGUGGAUUAUUGCCACAGACACAUGGUUGUCCACCGAGACCUGAAACCAGAGAACGUGCUGCUGGACGCACACAUGAAUGCAAAGAUAGCCGAUUUUGGGUUAUCCAACAUGAUGUCAGAUGGUGAAUUCCUACGCACCAGCUGUGGCUCCCCAAAUUACGCAGCCCCUGAAGUCAUCUCUGGAAGGCUGUAUGCUGGCCCAGAGGUGGACAUCUGGAGCUGUGGUGUUAUCCUGUAUGCCCUUCUCUGUGGCACUCUGCCUUUCGACGACGAGCACGUCCCCACCCUCUUCAAGAAGAUCCGGGGAGGUGUGUUUUACAUCCCGGAAUACCUCAACCGCUCCGUUGCCACUCUCCUCAUGCACAUGCUGCAGGUUGACCCCCUCAAGCGAGCAACCAUCAAGGACAUCAGGGAACAUGAGUGGUUUAAGGAGGAGCUGCCCAGUUACCUGUUCCCAGAGGACCCUUCUUACGAUGCCACCGUCAUUGAUGAUGAUGCAGUUCGGGAAGUUUGUGAGAAGUUUGAAUGCACGGAGUCGGAGGUGAUGAACAGCCUGUACAGUGGUGACCCUCAGGACCAGCUAGCGGUGGCUUACCACCUCAUCAUCGACAACCGGAGGAUCAUGAACCAAGCCAGCGAGUUCUACCUCGCCUCCAGCCCCCCCACGGGCUCCUUUAUGGAUGACAGCACCUUGCACAUCCCUCCUGGGGUGAAGCCGCAUCCUGAGCGGAUGCCGCCAUUGAUAGCGGACAGCCCCAAAGCACGAUGUCCUUUGGAUGCCCUCAACACCACAAAGCCAAAACCUCUGACUGUCAAAAAGGCCAAGUGGCACCUGGGAAUCCGCAGCCAGAGCAAACCCUAUGACAUUAUGGCUGAAGUGUACCGUGCUAUGAAACAGCUCGAUUUCGAGUGGAAGGUAGUGAACUCCUACCAUCUCAGAGUGCGCCGCAAGAACCCAGUGACAGGCAAUUAUGUGAAGAUGAGCCUGCAGCUCUACCAGGUUGACAACCGCAGCUAUCUCUUGGAUUUCAAAAGCAUCGAUGACGAUGUGAUGGAGCAGAGGUCUGGCUCGUCCACACCGCAGCGUUCCUGCUCUGCUGCUGGCUUGCACCGGCCGAGGCUGAGCAUUGAUGCUGCCGCGGCCACCGAGUGCCAGUCACUGAUGGGCUCCCUGAGCGGCUCCUUUGUGGGCAGCAUCCCCUCGGUGACACCACGCCUGGGCAGCCACACCAUGGACUUCUUCGAGAUGUGCGCCAGCCUCAUCAUGGCCCUGGCUCGCUGAUGAGUGGCACCGAGGCGCCGGUCCCUCCGCACACGGUAUUGCACUGUGAGGAUCUGGUCUGACCUGUCCGUUCCUUGUUUCUUCUGCUUCGUUCCUCCUCCUCCUCCGCCCUUCACCACUCCACAGACUGUGACACAGACCCAAUUCCAGACCCAGAACAUACACCCCUCUAACAAGGCACUGAGGAAAUCAAGAACAGCUUCAUUUCAUUCACGAUACCGUGGUGAAAUGUAUCCAAUAUCCUUUUUUUUUUCCUGGUGAACCAAAUGGGAAAUAUUGGCAUGACUGUAAAGUAGUAAAUGUAUCACUGAGGUUUUGGAACACACCUCCCCUCUGGUUCAUCCUGAGUUAACUGAGCGCUGGCCAAGCCUUCUGAGAUACAGGCAGCAUGUGAUAAGAUUGAUGUUGUGUCCCCUUUGCUGUGCAGAGCAGGGGCAGGAUGGGCUGAACCAGGUCAGAGGGGUCAACCAGGAGCUACAAGAAAUGGAGUGGAGGGGUAGUGAAGCAGCUCUGCAGCUUUCACACCUGGAUGCCAGCAGAGUGCCAGCCUCUGGUAACACUUUCCUCCUAAAACUAGCAGCUGCUUAGAUGCGUCUGCACUAGUGCAAUAUGCCAUGCCCUGUUUUUUUCCCCAUGCUAAAGAUGGGAAAGUGGGAUUUGCAAAGGUCCUGUUAGAAACCUGCCAUGGAAAAUCCUCUAAGUGUCAAUUCUUUACAGAGGAAUGUCUCUGAAGAUGCUUUGUUUCUUCUCACAAGAGCCCUAGAUGUCACUGACCUGCUCACCACACUCAGAUGCGAAGGCUGCUUGCCUUUUAACCAGCCCUUGAUAAUCAUGCCCGGCCAACACGCUCACGCUCCCCUGCCACACCACCAGUUCCACAGCCUGAAUCUCAAGCAGGAGUCCAAUGAGCCACCAAUGGACAGCAAGACGCAGAUGACCCACCUGAAAAC